This is a messenger RNA of Macroventuria anomochaeta, 756 nucleotides long. RefSeq lists its product as uncharacterized. Lineage: Eukaryota; Fungi; Ascomycota; Dothideomycetes; Pleosporales; Didymellaceae. The record is from RefSeq and is a predicted model, not a curated record. The coding region runs from base 1 to 756 and encodes 251 amino acids. The transcript is spliced from 3 exons.
AUGCCUGGUCUCGGUGACAGCAACUGGGACUCAAAGCCAGCAAACGACGCUUCCGCUCAACAGGCGCGUAUAGAUAACGGCAGCCGGGUAGCUACUGACAGGCACGUCUCUGUUCCUUCCUUCGGCUACUUCGCUCCAAGUGCCUCUACCAGCAGGCCUACUACAGCUCGCCCAGCCACGAAGCCACCAGUAAGGGCCGAAGUAGCCGGUAAAGCCGCUGCGAAGCGCAUGGAUGAGCUCCAGGGUGGCUCAAAUACGUUCAGCAAGCAUAUCCUGUACCAAAAGUACGGCCGGCCCAACCCUCCUCGAGACCACCCCUCAGCCGCUCCAGUCACUCCAUCUUCUCGUGACGCCCACUCUACUACCGAGACCGAUGACGGAAAGCAAACUCGUCUGCACAAGCUCUUUAACAAGUAUUUCCCACCCGGUGACGAACUCUACAACAUAUACCCCACUCUCGGUUUCAGCAACGAGGAAGUCAAGGCCAUCCAGGAAGAUAUCGUCGAGUACCGCGUCAAGACGGCGCUCGCUGCUAGAAAGCGUGAGACAUACACUGCGCCGUGGGAGACACCAAAACCGGGUGUGACGAGCCAGAAGCAAGGUACGGGUAAUGCCAUGGACCUCGACUCUGACGACCCGUUUGGUCUUGGUCUCGCGAGCUCUCCUGUCUCGAAGGGUUCCAGAGGUCUGAGGUGGAGAACUAAUGGACAGUUUGGACGGUUGGACUGCUGUGGACUCAUAUGGAAUGCCGGUUAG